UCUCUCUCUCUUAUUCUCCAUCUCUUCCCAAAGAAAUACGACAGGACAACCGAUCAAAGUAUCAAAACGCAUCGUCGUUUAGACAUAGCCAUGGCCGGAGCUCCGUCGAGGGAGGCGCAGAUGUCGAUAGCGGCGUUGUCGAUGUUCCCGGGGUUUAGGUUUUCGCCGACGGACGAGGAACUGAUCUCGUAUUACCUCAAGAACAAGAUGGACGGCGCCGACAAGAGUGUAGAAGUCAUCCCCGAGGUCGAGAUUUGGAAGUACGAGCCAUGGGAGUUACUAGACAAGUCUGUAAUACCAUCAGAGACUGAGUGGUUCUUCUUUUCUCCUCGUGGAAGGAAGUACCCGAAUGGCUCACAAAGUAAGAGGGCAACUGAGUUAGGUUAUUGGAAAGCCACUGGAAAAGAACGUAAUGUGAAGUCUGGCUCAACUUUUAUUGGUACCAAGAGGACACUAGUGUUCCAUACCGGUCGUGCGCCGAAAGGGGAAAGGACUGAGUGGAUUAUGCAUGAAUACUGUGUGCUUGACAAAUCCCAGGACUUUAUGGUUGUUUGCCGCCUUCGAAAGAACAGUGAGUUCCGUCUAAAUGACAGUAACCGAGCUUCUUCAAGUCAAAGGCCAUUAUCAACUAUGCAUAAUAGUAAUUGUGCAGCCUCUGAAGUUGGUACUGAACCAGGGGACAAGGCUAAUGAAUGUUGUUCGAAGAAGUGUAGUAGCAGUUAUGACUCUUAUUCUAUCGAGCAAAUUGAUUCUGCAUCUGAAUCCAGUCAAAAACUCGCAUCCGAGGUUACACAGCCAGAAUGUUCUGGUCAACAAAAGGAUUAUGAUGAUGAUGAUGACUUUUUUGCGGAAAUACUGAAAGAUGACAUUAUCAAACUUGACGAAACUUUAAUAUCUGCUGCUCUUGACAUCAGCCCGUUGGCUGCGUUCGUGCCCGAGGAGGUGCAAAAAUCUCAACAGCCCGGGGAGGCUGCUGUGUCCCAGGAUCUUCCAUUCCAAGGCACUGCAAACCGAAGAAUCAGAUUGAAAAAGGAAACUGUACGGACCAACCGUGAAAAGGCAAUGGAAAAUACUGCAAGCACAAAGAGUGAUUACCUUGUUGGGAAAAAUACACGCCCAAACUCAAAAGAGUCGCCAAAAUGUUCCGCGAGUGUCUUAUCGGCUAGGACAACAGCAAGCCGGCAUCUGAUACUUGCAGUAUUUCUUCUUCUGGCUUUUAUGGCUUUGUUUGCGUCUUUGUUGGGAGGUUUCUGGCGUGUUAGAAUGACCAUAUGUGAGUCUUUUUACAGGGGCUGCUUCUUACGUUAAAUGCCAAUACAGGGACUCGUUUAACUUAUUCCUUUAAUUUUCUAAUUCUACUACCUGAAUGCUGUCGUGUUAUACCAAAAGAAGCAUAUUUGAAGCAGGAACAAGAGAGGAAAUACAACUAAGGGAGAGAAAAGAAUAAAAGAAAUGUUAGAAAGAGG
Molecule: messenger RNA, 1466 nt
Organism: Morus notabilis
Lineage: Eukaryota; Viridiplantae; Streptophyta; Magnoliopsida; Rosales; Moraceae
Product: NAC domain-containing protein 60
Exons: 4
Coding region: 91-1308 (405 amino acids)
Biological process (GO): regulation of DNA-templated transcription
Molecular function (GO): DNA binding
Source: RefSeq, a predicted model, not a curated record